ACGUGUUGUAUUGUGGUAACGCCGUGUACUGCGCAGCCCGCCGCGUAUCGUCGUCGAAGUCUUCGAAGUCGUCGUCGUUACCGUCGUUUUCGUCGUCGUCGUCUCCGCGGUGUCCUCUACUCGCUCAUCCCCCCAAACGCGCCCCCUCGUUUCUGUCCGCGUCCCCGAUCGCCGCCCCGAAGUUUUCCCGUGAACUCUUUCAAAACGCAUACAUAACGCAGUCGCUUGUCCAUCGCGCAAGCGCGGACCUCCGAAAAGACGUCGCGUGCGGAGGAAUAACGUCUUCGGUCACCCGCCGCCGCCGACGCCACAUCUACCUCCUCCGCCGGCGCUGCACACCGUCGCCACCGAAUUCACCGCCUCCGCCGGCCGGCCGGCCAACACGUGGUCUCCGGCGCACGUGCACCGCCGCCGCCGAGACAUGGCGUGGACGUUUAUCGUCGUCUAUGCAACGCUGUGCAGGCUCAGUGCAGCCAUCGAUGGGAUUUCAGAUGAACCAUUUGUGCCAGACGAACAUGAUCUUCAAACUGCCAUUAAAGUUCCAUUCGAGGAUUCACAUUUGUACUUUGACAGCGGGGAUGAUGGUUUUCCAGCAUUUGGCAUUAAACCUGGAUCUGAUAUAAAAUCUCCGUAUCGAUUAUUCUUACCUGAGAAAUUGUACUCUGAGUUUUCUAUCGUGGUUAAUUUCAAACUCAACUCUAUGGACGGUGGUUUUCUGUUUGCUGUUGUCAAUCCUUUAGAAAACGUGGUGCAACUGGGCUUGCAGGUCGUACCAUCAUCGUCAAACGCGAUGAAUGUGAGCUUGCUGUAUACAGACGUGAACAAAUACUCAUCGUCAUCAAAUGUCUUAGCCACGUUUUCAGUUCCUUGGAAGAUUCGGAAAUACGUACGGUUGAGUUUGAAGGUGACCAGAGAGUACGUGCGGUUAUUCGGUAGGUGUUUGGAACCGCAGACCGUGAUGGCAGUCAGAGAUCCGGUGGAAUUGUUGUUCGACUCGGCGUCCACGUUAUACAUAGGCCAAGCAGGGCCGUUGAUCAAAGGAUCGUUCGACGGGGCCAUACAAGAAAUGAAAAUCUACGCAUCACCAGAUCUCGCCGAUAUCCAGUGCACGGAAUUAUUACAGCCAGACGAUGACAAGGAACCAGAAAACUCCGAAGACCUAGCUAACGCCGGUUACUCGGAUAGACCACCUGCUCCUCCACCACCACCGCCAUCAAACGAAAACCAUAGCUAUCAGACGCCCAACAUCAAAGGGGACAAAGGCGAUCCUGGUCAAAAGGGAGAGUCAAUCAGAGGACCGCCCGGACCACCGGGACCUCCAGGCUCGCCGUUUUCCGGAGACUUUGCCACCGACGAAGAACUCGUCAAAUCCGGAGUAUCCGGACCAAGGGGUCCGCCAGGUGUAUGUAGCUGUAACCUCACCACGUUAUUUGCACCCGGAAAAAUACCGGAAUUACUACAAGGACCACCAGGCAAUCCAGGCAUUGAUGGCAAAAUGGGAUUGACAGGACUCCCGGGUGCAGUAGGAUUGCCAGGAGAUCGAGGACCAGAAGGAAUAAAAGGAGAUAAAGGUGAAAGAGGAGAUGUCGGGCCACGAGGAAGCGAAGGCAUUCAAGGCCCUAAAGGCGAUUCUGGGGUUGACGGAGAGCGUGGUUUACAAGGACCUCCAGGUCCACCAGGUCCUCCUGGUGGAUCUGACUUUUCAAACAACGAUCCUAGUUGGAAACCAAGACCAAUUUACAAGGACAUCGGGUUUGAGUCAAAUGUUGGGAGGCCCGGUCCCCCAGGUCCUAAAGGCGACCCAGGUGUUGACGGCUCUCCGGGCUUAAAAGGUGCAAAAGGAAUUCAAGGCAAUAAAGGCGUUCGUGGUGAAAUGGGAAGCAAAGGAAUCAAAGGCGACAAGGGUCAUGCUGGAUCUAUGGGACCACAAGGUUUUAAAGGGGAACGAGGAAUACGUGGUUUUGAUGGAACUCCAGGAAUGCCAGGAGAAAAUGCUCGUCCAGCGCCCAAAGGCGAAAAAGGCGAUAGUGGGCCACCCGGACCUCCAGGUCCACCUGGACCAACGCAAAUUGGAGUGAAAACUGAUAAAACGGAUACAGCAGUUGUGAAAACAGUCAAAGGUGAUAAAGGGACAAAAGGUGAUCCUGGGGAAAAGGGAGCGGUUGGUAAUCAAGGCCCAGGAGGAAACCCUGGUCCACCUGGUUUAACAGGUCCCAAAGGUGAUCGAGGAGAACCCGGUUUACCAGCACCCUUAUUAUCUACGACCGAUCUAGGAAUGAACAUCAAAGGAGAUAAAGGUGAAAUGGGAAGACGAGGCAGACGCGGAAAACCAGGUCCAAUAGGUCCACCGGGUCCACCUGGAGAAAUCGGUUUGCCUGGUUUACGAGAAGACGGUUCACCGGGUAAAGCAGGAGGACUUAAAGGAGAAAAAGGAGAUCCGGGAGUAUCUAUUAAAGGCGAUAAAGGAGAACCAGGAAAAGACGGAUUACCAGGUUCAGGCGGAACAUACGUGCCUGUUCCAGGACCACCAGGCCCACCAGGUAUUCCCGGUAUUGCAAUCGAAGGGCAAAAAGGUGAACCUGGUGAUCCUGGUUUUUCUUCAGCACCUCUCCGAAGUGAAAUAAAUGAACACAUUAUUGUACCAGGUGCUCUGACAUUCCCGAACAAGAAAUCAAUGAUAAACGUGACAGACAGAACUCAGAUGGGUACCAUUGCAUUCAUCGUCGAAGAAGAAGCUCUUUUAGUACGUGUCACGCGUGGCUGGCAGUAUAUUUCCCUUGGUUCAUUGGUCACAACUGGAAUCGAACCGAUCCCGACAAGCAUUCCGAUGCCGACAAGAGUGUCAUUAGAAUCAUCGAAUUUAGUUCAUAACCAUCCAAUAAAAGAUAACACAAUGUGGCAUCCUAAAAUGUUACGAAUAGCAGCGUUGAAUGAACCAUAUUCAGGUAAUAUGCAUGGCGUUCAGAGCGUAGACUACUCGUGUUAUCGCCAAUCCCAGAGAGCGGGGCUUCACGGAGCAUUCAAAGCGUUCCUGUCUUCAAGGCUUAAUAAUUUGAAAACAAUCGUUCACGAGUCCGAUAGAGAUUUGCCCGUAGUUAAUAUCAAAGGAGAUGUUCUAUUCAACUCUUGGAAAGAUAUAUUCAGUGAAAAAGGGGCGUUUAUAUCACAACAGCCUAGAAUAUACAGUUUUAGCGGAAAAAACGUGCUCACCGAUUUUACAUGGCCUCAGAAGACCAUCUGGCAUGGAUCAGACCUUUCCGGCGACAGUGCCGUUGACGGAAACUGCGAUGCAUGGAACUCUGAGAGCGCUGACAAACGGGGACUGGGCUCGUCAUUGACACCGAGGGCCGAUCGUCAGGCAAAACUCCUGGAUCAGGAUUCUGCUUACGACUGCCGCAACUUUUUUGUCGUCCUGUGCGUGGAAAUAACACCUCACUCGGGGGCGAUGUUUUCGAGGAAACGUCGCAGUGGCGGCGGAAAUCUGCAAGACGAAUCGCAAUUACCGAUGAGCCGCCAAGAAUACGAGCAACUCAUCGACAACAUCCGAGGUUGAAAACCCACCUAAAACUUCCGCCUCAUCGGCUGUAUUUUAUUAUUAUUAUUAUUAUUUCUUUUAUUUCGACUUUAUUCCUUAGUGUAUGAAGAUACCGCACUUUUGUCCAAUUUUAUUUUUUUAAACAUAAAUUUGCUGUACACUAUAAAAAUAAAUGAAACAACAUUGCAUACGAUAUAAUCGUUAUCAUUACGAUCGUCGUUGAUUGACGUAUUUCAUUCCUCGUUAAUUUUUAUAAAGUAACAGUAUUUAACAAUAGCAUAUCAUUCAUACUACUCUCGUCAUAUCUGACUAAAUAAAUUGUUAAUAUUGUACUAUUAUUAUUUCAAGGUUUUCGAAACUACAACAAUGGUUUGCUAAAAAAAUAUAUUAUUAAAACACAUCAUAUAAUUAUAAUAAUUUAACCAUAACAUUAUCGUCAUCAAAUAUGAACAUAUCUCGUUAUUUUAUUAAUAUGUUGUGGAUCUUUUGAAAGAUUUUUAUUCGAAAUGUUUUUCUAUUUCGACUAUUUCGAAACAUGUGAAUUUUUGUUCUUAUUUGUCUAUAUGUAGCUAAUAUAGUAAUGUAAAUGAAUAAUGAGUGAUUUAAUGUUUUU
Molecule: messenger RNA, 4148 nt
Organism: Melanaphis sacchari
Lineage: Eukaryota; Metazoa; Arthropoda; Insecta; Hemiptera; Aphididae
Product: collagen alpha-1(XVIII) chain-like
Exons: 32
Coding region: 422-3553 (1043 amino acids)
Source: RefSeq, a predicted model, not a curated record